AUGAUCUUCGCCGCCCGCCAACGUCAGGAGAAGUGCCAGGAGAUGCGGACCCACCUGUACUCUACCUUCGUGGACCUGACGAAAGCCUUCGACACGGUGAAUCGUGAAGGACUGUGGAAGAUCAUGCAGAAAUUCGGCUGUCCGGAGCGAUUCACUCAGAUGGUGCGUCAGCUGCACGACGGCAUGAUGACGCGAGUCACGGACAACGGAGCUGUCUCAGAGGCAUUCGCAGUGACCAACGGAGUGAAGCAGGGAUGCGUGCUGGCACCAACCCUCUUCAGUCUUAUGUUCUCUGCCAUGCUGAUGGACGCCUACCGCGACGAACGCCCUGGAAUCCGCAUCGCCUACAGAACGGACGGUCAUCUCCUGAAUCAACGGCGGAUGCACUUCAAAUCGCGCGUAUCCACAACUACCGGGCACGAACUCCUCUUCGCCGACGACUGCGCCCUGAACACCACCUCCGAAGCGGAGAUGCAACGGAGCAUGGACCUAUUCUCCGCCGCCUGCGAGAACUUUGGGCUGGUCAUUAACACGCAGAAGACGGUGGUGAUGCACCAACCGCCGCCCAACUCAGCCACAGCCCCCAACGCGCCGCAAAUCAACGUGAAUGGGACUCAACUGCAAGUGGUAGAGAACUUCCCGUACCUGGGCAGCACGCUCUCCCGCAACACCAAGAUCGACGACGAAGUCGCCAAAAGGAUCUUGAAAGCCAGUCAAGCCUUCGGUCGUUCCGAAGCACUGUUUGGAAUCGCCACGGUCUCCAACUGA
This is a messenger RNA of Spirometra erinaceieuropaei, 768 nucleotides long. NCBI's taxonomy places the organism in Eukaryota, Metazoa, Platyhelminthes, Cestoda, Diphyllobothriidea, Diphyllobothriidae. The record is from the annotation of a GenBank genome assembly.